CCUCCCUCCUCCGAGCCUCGAUGCCCUCGGUGCUCAGAGCUCCAUGAUGGGGACGGUGACAGAGCCUAAGGUGUCCCACCCUGCCCUCCCUGCUGAGGUGGCCCCAGCAGUGGCCACAAGACGCAGGGCCCUGGAGGCCCUGGUGGCCCUGGCCGAGGCCUUGGGGACACCGGACAGCGUUCCUGCAGCUCUGGCCCAGGCUGAGGAUGCUUUGGGUCAGGCCCAGGUGGCCUUGAGGGAGCUGGAGGUGGCCCUGGAGGACAUGGUGGCCCCGGCAGUGGCCCUGGGGACCCUUGGGGAUGAGGACCCGGAGCAGCUGCGGCAGGUGGCCGCUGUGGCUGAGGCGGCGGCAGCAGCGCUGGAGCGCGAGGAGCGACGGGCGCGGUGGUGCCAGCUCUGGCUGCGGGCUGGGCACGGGCUGGCCGUGGGGCUGAUGGUGCUGUGUGCUGCCGUGCUGUCCCUGGACUCGGCUCGUGCUGCCCUGGGGGUGGCCGAGGAUGGUCACCUGCUGCUGGCCCUGGCCGCAGUGGCCCUGUCCUGCGAAGUGGCCCGGCGGGGCUUGGGGACAUCGCGGCAUCACUUGGCCACCACCGCGGGCCACCAGCGGGACAUGGCCCGGCGCCUCCGUGACCGCGCCCGGCGGGUGGUGGCCGCCAGGGCCAGCGCCGAGGCCGCGGCGGCCACCAACGAGGGCACCGCGGCUGUGCUGGGGCGGCUGGAAGAGGUGACGCUGGCACUGGAGACCUUGGUGGCCGCUGUCACCCGAGACAGGGAGGUGACGCCGUGGGGGACGCGGGGACAGGGGUUCCCCAACGCCACCCGGGUACUCGGGGACAUCGCGGCGACCUUGGGGACAUCGGGGGAGGGGCACGAGGAGGUGGUGCGGAGGCUGGAGGUGGCCCAGGGGGCGCUGGCGGGGCAGGGGUAGGGACAGGGCGG
This is a messenger RNA of Prinia subflava (tawny-flanked prinia), 939 nucleotides long. RefSeq lists its product as uncharacterized. Bases 44 to 928 code for a protein of 294 amino acids. The transcript is spliced from 3 exons. NCBI's taxonomy places the organism in Eukaryota, Metazoa, Chordata, Aves, Passeriformes, Cisticolidae. The record is from RefSeq and is a predicted model, not a curated record.